AUGACUUUACCAUCAUCUUCCGAUGCCAACAAUGCCGCUCACGAUGGGCUCAACACGCCGGAGGCCGAUCUGGAGACUAAAGUCGUGCCUUCAGGGAAUAGCGCCUCAUCAUUCAAGGCAAACCUCGCACGCUUCAAACAUGUGAACAACGACGACGAGGUAGCGGCCGUUCCGUCAUUAUCCAUCGGAAGGAGCGGUCGCAAGAGAGCGAACGCCGAGACUGAAGGCCACACUUCGAAUGAGACAGCCUCGCCAGCUCCAUCAGUUGCCAAGCGGCGGCGACAGUCGAGCAAAUAUGCGCCACCGGAGAAGUACGCCCACCUCAAGCCACUGACAGACAUCCUGGAGCCACACCUCAUAUGUGUCUUUGUUGGCUUCAACCCGGGAGUCAUGACAGCUACAUCUGGUCACGCAUAUGCUCAUCCAAGCAACAUGUUCUGGAAACUGUUGCACAGCUCAGGCUGCACAGACGUCCGCCUGAGACCGGAGCAGGACGUUGAUUUGCCACGACUGUACAGCAUGGGCAACACGAACAUUGUUGCUCGACCCAGCAAGGACGCUGCCGAACUGAGCAAGGCGGAGUCAGCUGCUGGCACGCCAAUACUGGAGGAGAAGAUCCGCAACUACCAGCCUGAAGCUGUUUGUAUUGUGGGCAAGGGUAUAUGGGAAUCCAUCUGGCGCUGGCGAUAUGGUCGCCCUAUCAAGAAGGACGAGUUUCACUACGGCUGGCAGGGUGAUAAGGAGCGCAUGGGUACAAUGGACGGCUGGGCUGGUGCGCGUGUCUUUGUCGCUACUGCCACCAGCGGCCUUGCAGCUAACUUGAAGCCACCAGAGAAGGAAGCUAUCUGGAAGCCGUUUGGAGAUUGGGUGAAGACCAGGCGCGAAGAGAGGAUCAAAGAAGCAAAAGGAGAAAGUGUCAAAAACGACGCGAGAUGA
Messenger RNA from Fulvia fulva, 936 nucleotides. Its product is annotated as G/U mismatch-specific uracil DNA glycosylase. Bases 1 to 936 code for a protein of 311 amino acids. The transcript has a single exon. The record is from RefSeq and is a predicted model, not a curated record. Gene Ontology annotation, molecular function: mismatch base pair DNA N-glycosylase activity. Lineage: Eukaryota; Fungi; Ascomycota; Dothideomycetes; Mycosphaerellales; Mycosphaerellaceae. Gene Ontology annotation, biological process: base-excision repair, AP site formation.